GCCCCUGGAGGAAUUGCGACGCCGCUGGUUUACGGCCAACUUCUAGCCUUAUAUUUGUUGCAUAAUGACAUGAAUAAUGCACGAUAUCUUUGGAAAAGAAUUCCUCCUGCUAUUAAAUCUGCAAAUGCUGAACUUGGUGCAAUCUGGUCAGUAGGACAAAGAAUCUGGCAGAGGGACUUCCCAGGAAUCUAUACAACAAUCGGUGCUCACCAGUGGUCUGAGACUAUCCAACCCAUCAUGGAAGCUCUUAGAGAUGCAACUAGGAGAAGAGCCUUUGGUCUGGUUUCUCAGGCAUAUACCUCAAUCAUUGCAGAUGAUUUUGCAGCCUUCGUUGGGCUUCCUGUAGAAGAAGCAGUGAAAGGUGUAUUGGAACAGGGCUGGCAAGCAGACUCUGCAACCCGUAUGGUAAUGCCUAAAAAGCCUGGGGUACUGGAAGCUUGCUUUAACAGAUUUAUCCCUUCAUCAGAACCUACUCCAGUUCCUCCAAUUCCAAAUGAACAACAGUUGGCCAGAUUGACUGACUAUGUGGCUUUUCUUGAAAACUGAUAACCCUGCUCCUGUCUUCAGAACAACUUGGGAAUCCCGUGUACUGACAGAGUUCUAGAAAUCUAAGACUUAU
Messenger RNA from Tinamus guttatus (white-throated tinamou), 619 nucleotides. NCBI's taxonomy places the organism in Eukaryota, Metazoa, Chordata, Aves, Tinamiformes, Tinamidae. The record is from RefSeq and is a predicted model, not a curated record.